Molecule: messenger RNA, 2954 nt
Organism: Marchantia polymorpha subsp. ruderalis
Lineage: Eukaryota; Viridiplantae; Streptophyta; Marchantiopsida; Marchantiales; Marchantiaceae
Source: the annotation of a GenBank genome assembly
GGAUCACUCCUUGGCCAAGCAACGCAGCUACUGCCCAUGCUCUGUUUUGAAACAGUUUCGGAUCACACGGAGCCAAAGCCUGAGCCUGAGCCUGAGCCUGAGUUAUGCGCUUGGAUCCGUCACAUAUGGAUCUGAGACUGCAGCAUCGGUCUCGCCUACAUUCGUCUUCCGUCCUUGAGUCGCUGUCGUGAACCAACAACGAGGGAACCGAGGACAUGGCAGGGGAAGGCAGGGCAUUCCACGCUAGCCUCAGCGUCCGCUGUCAGAAACUGCACACGACAGUUCAUGUGGAGUUUAUGACACUGGGAGGGAGACCUUUCAGCACAGAACGAUGCCCUUCUGUUCAAGCAAAGCUGCAGAGCAGUUAGCCACUGUCCGUGCACUGUUGUAAACAAGAGGCAAGGCAGAGAGGAGUGGAUAUGGGAGGUGUCAGGGAUUGACUGCAAAUGAGUGACAUCCAUAAUUGCAGUUCACGGAAGAAGACCAUCUCGUUUCUGGUGUAGGGCCCUGGGAUCUUGCGAAAACAUUCGGGUCGCAUCAGUCUAAAUAUGGUCGCAGGAGCAAAUGCAUCAACAGCAUUUGCAGUUUGCAGAAUCUGGAAGUAAAAUAAAUUCUGUACAGUUGACACGUAUUGCGAGGGGAUGAAAAUAGAGCAAAUCACUCAACGCACACGAGAGCGAGAGCGAGAGCGAUUGACCACAGGGACAGCACAGGCUGAAUGCAGAAGCCACUGGUGGCAGGGGAUCUGUGUUCAUUGUUCAUAAGCACCGGAGAAAACAUUUAGCAUCUUUACAAGAAAAAGAAAUUGACAAAAACGCUAAGCAGCGUCCAUCUGCAGCGGAAAACGCAGCAUCGAAUUUGUGGAGCAAGGAUUGCAGACGAGGCGUCCGAGAACAAGAGAAGAAGACUAGAUCAGAGUUCUUGCUCAGCAGGAGGCGGUUCUGUGCUCUCAGCCGGCAGAAUUGAUUGAGCAACGUUGCAGUUCAAUGGAUUCCACCGGAAGGUCACCCCCAAACACAGAGCAGCAAGCAAGUGAAGUGACAGAUAUUCAUGUGUUUCCAGUGUUCGAGAAGGCAGCUGUCGGUUGUUGCUCCGCCAACAAUCAGGCUCGCCCGUCAUCGGCAUCGGAAUCGUCUGUUCCCGAGGAGGAGGAGAAGCUUGCUGCUGAUGAUGCUACAGAGUUGGAAAGGGCUCAAAUCAGCACUCUGAUAGGAGGACGAGGACGAGGAGGACCAGCGUCAGCGUCUAUGCUCCAGCAGCUGGUCGUCGAGAUGAAGGCCAUGCGCGAAGAGCAAGCAGCGCAGGGUCGGCAAAUGAUCUCUAUUCUCGAAAGUCUGGCCACGGAGCAAACUCGAAGCAACAAACUUCUGCAAGAAGCGCUUUAUUCUCAGAGCCACCACGACCGAGGACAAACUCAUUAUCACCAUCCCUACAUGGAGAAGCUGGCUACGAGCUUGGACACCGUCAGACGAGAGAUCGUAGAGAUCAAGCACAUUGCUGCUCGAUCUUCGCCAAAUCACAACAGCUGAAAGGGGAGCCAUCGAGCGAAAGAGCGCACUGAGCGGUCGUGAAAGGGGAAGUUUCAUGAAUCUGCAUCGCACAUCAGGCCUGCGUUCGACUGGACGACGUGAAAGAAGACACUCCAUCCCGUCCGCACAUGUGCACGUGCUGGAAGAUACUCGUCCUCAUAACCAGAGCAUCGGAAUUGCAUCGAAUCGCCGAUUAUCUACCCCAGUUCAAGACAUGAGUCCUGGAGGAGGAACCGAAAGAAGAAUUAGGGGACGAAGGAAGAAAGGAAGACCUGACGUGAACGGAACCGGAUCCAGGAACCAGUGGAGCAGUGGAGCAGUGCAUCUCUGCUUCAUUGGAAUCGAUCAUAAGAAUCGCUGAUCCGACUAAGUCAGGGUACAGAGUCGCUGUCCAAUCUUCAUGAGACCUGCUUGCCUUCUACAACAGCUCAGAUGCUCAGGGAUGUGAACUCACGGUCGCCAGCACGUUUGAUUGGAGUCGGGACGUGCCUCGGGUCCCUGGAAGAUCGAAUGGGCCUCACAGAUUGCUGGAGCACUUGAAUAAGAAAUGAAGGUAAUGAGAGAUGGCAUUAAUGCCAGGACUUCGAGCCGAGGACAACCAAAUCCCCAAUACUGCUUGAACGAACACUUACCAGUUACUGGCCCUGAUCCAGCAAGCUCAGGCCCUUGAUUUUCAGCCAUCGUGCCUCCUACCAAAGUCCAUCUGCCAGACAUGGCAAAUGGAGCGGAUACGGAGGGCCCCUACAAAUUGCAUCUCUCUGUUCUUCUCUAUCUCUGUUCGGCUCGCCUUUCUUCUACAGCCGAAUUUCGUGUCUGCACAGCCAAUCUUUCAGCGAGAGCUUUUGUUGAGUGAGAAGGAAGGGUCGGCAUCUCGAGAUGUUACGCCAGUUGGAUGUACUAAAAUCGUCGUGCUGUGCAAUUCGGAGAUUCGGAUCACAUGGUCGGUGAUGGUGCCAUUCCUACUUGCUGUCGAGAACAUUUUUGUCCCACAAAGGUUGGUUCGUUUUGAGCCGAAUUGUAAUCGACACUUAGUCCACAACGACAAGAUCAUAAUGAGGUUUUGAAUGCUAUAUCUUCAAUCGUCAGAAUUCACUCUUCCCUCGGCCUGACCAUGGUCGAAAAUUGAGUUCACUGCAAGUCUUCCAAUUCUUACCCAUUCCUAAGAGAGUUGCCACCUGCACAUGCAUUUGGACAAUCAAACGAUCAACUUUUCUCCACUUGCCCUCCGUCUUUAGACCUUCAUGGGAUGGGAUAAGAGAAGGUGACGUCCAAGGACUGAAGCUUCGACGUCACCCAGUGCAGCUUCUGUGCGAGAUAGAACAAGGAACUUGGAGUCACUUGGGCUGAGUGCAAUGCAGUACUGGACUGGACUGGACUCGAAUCAACAGUGGGUGGAAAUCGGAGAGAGGUUGCAAGUCUGAUUGU